Magallana angulata is the source of this 1500-nucleotide messenger RNA. RefSeq lists its product as uncharacterized. The coding region runs from base 111 to 656 and encodes 181 amino acids. Gene Ontology annotation, molecular function: calcium ion binding; calcium-dependent protein serine/threonine phosphatase regulator activity. Lineage: Eukaryota; Metazoa; Mollusca; Bivalvia; Ostreida; Ostreidae. The transcript has 2 exons. The record is from RefSeq and is a predicted model, not a curated record.
CGGAAGUUGACAAGGCAUUUGCUUGGUUACGGUCCAGCUAAAAUCAGGAAGUUGGGAGGAGCAACUCUGACAGUUUAAAAAGAAAAAUUGGAUAUUCGGACAUAGUAAAGAUGGGGAACCAGCAGGCUAUCCUGAGUGACAUUGACAUCCAUGAGCUGAAGGACACCACUCCUUUCUCGGACAGUGACCUCAAGACACUCGAACAGCGUUAUCAUGCACUCGACCCAUCACCGGAUGCCACUGACGGAAUCCCGUACGAUAAAAUGAUUCUGCUUCCGGAGUUCCGAGGCAAUGAGUUGUGUCCUCUUGUCGUCGCGGCAAAUUUAGACGGACGGUCAGGACGAGUUUAUGCCAAGCAGUUCGUUCAGAUCUUUGGAAUUCUUAGCCCGAAAGCAAACCCCGAGGAAAAGAAAGAGUUUUUGUUUGAGCUUUUCAACAUUUACGGGGCAAACAUUCUAACACACGACGAGAUGUACCGGUUUUUUAAGACGCUGUUUGACAGGGCCUUUAGUGACGACCACAUCUUGGCGCUGACAUACCGAGCUCUCAACAACAACUCGUUGAAGAAAAAGGGGGAGGUAACGAAGGCUGAGUUUGUAAAACUGAUUCCAGAUCAUGAAAUAAUCAACAGGAUGUCCAUAGAAUUGCUACUAUGAUGAAUAUGGUUGAACAAAAUUAGCAAGGGACUUGUCCUGUUGUGAGCUUAUAAACAAACAUUCGCUUAUGAUUGUUUCUGUCUGAAUGGAAGACUCAAGAGACAAAUAGUUUGGAGCCAUUCGAUGAUCGUCAUUGAGCAGUCAUCAAUGCGUCAAACAAUUUACAAGCUCUAAAUGACACAAGCGUCAAAUGAUCUAUAUUCACGACGCAAGUCACCACGCGUCGUGAUCACAUAGGCGUCAAACAAAUGUUUAACCAAGCCACAUGUGAUGUAAUGAUGAAAUCCACUCGACGUUAAGUGGUCGUAAGCGUCAAAUUAUUAAUCCAACUCCAAUUGAUACACCAAGCGUCACCAACAGUUUAUCAAGCGUCUCUAUGCGUCAUGUAUCAAAUGAAUAGCGAGUGUUACAUUUGGGGAUCAGCUGAGGAGGUCAUCGAUUCCAGAGAGACUGUAAAAAAUUCUGACUGUGUGGAUGCUGGGAUCAUGUGUUACUUUUCUACUCAUGUAUCCGGAUAGAAAAUGAUAUUUCAAAUAAAAAAUAAACAUCUUUUACAGCGUUUACAUCAAAGUUACUCUCACUCAUUACUACUGAAACAAAAGUGAACGGUUUGAGCAUAUUGUGUUAAUAGACCCCAUAGACCACAUAUAUUUAUAUUCUUUAUGCAUUUAUAGAAAAAAGUAAUUUUACAAGUUACACGAGUUGAUUAAGAGUGGUCUUUCUUGAUUCGGAAUAAAGACAGGUAACUGAUGAAAGAGUCAUUUAAAGAUUCGCUAAAAAUCUGAAAAUUUCAGAUUCAAGAAAUCUUUUUUGUUAAACAGAUUCAUGAACAUCUCUUCAAAAG